Helicoverpa zea (corn earworm) is the source of this 909-nucleotide messenger RNA. Its product is annotated as trypsin, alkaline C-like. Gene Ontology annotation, biological process: proteolysis. The transcript has 4 exons. NCBI's taxonomy places the organism in Eukaryota, Metazoa, Arthropoda, Insecta, Lepidoptera, Noctuidae. Bases 105 to 869 code for a protein of 254 amino acids. Gene Ontology annotation, molecular function: serine-type endopeptidase activity. The record is from RefSeq and is a predicted model, not a curated record.
AAUGCGGAAAUUAUCUUUUCGCGUAGUAUUUCAAUUAAUCUGCAUUGGUAUAAAUACCGUCUAAUUGGUACGACAGACAACACUUGUCUUCAAGUAUCAGCAACAUGCGUUUCCUUGCACUUCUAGCCCUCUGCUUCGCGGCUGUCGCAGCCGUCCCCGAAAAUCCUCAAAGGAUCGUGGGUGGUUCGCUUACAACCAUUGGUAACUACCCUACUAUUGCGGCUCUUCUCUACACCUGGAACUGGAGCACCUACUGGCAGGCUUGCGGCGGUACCAUCAUCAACAACCGCUCCAUCCUUACCGCUGCUCACUGCACCCAAGGUGACGCCCCUGGCAGAUGGCGUAUCCGCGUUGGCUCCACCUGGGCCAACAGCGGCGGCGUUGUCCACAACGUUAACCUGAACAUCGUCCACCCCUCAUACAACUCCAACACUCUGAACAAUGACAUCGCUCUCCUGCGCUCCGCCACCACCUUCUCUUUCAACAACAACGUGCAAGCCGCUCCCAUUGCUGGCUCCAACUACAACCUUGCUGCCAACCAGUUUGUCUGGGCUGCUGGAUGGGGCACUAUUUCCUCCGGUGGUGCUGCCUCCGAGCAACUGCGUCACGUGCAGCUGAUCGUCAUCAACCAGAACACUUGUGCGAGCAACUACGCUUCUGCUGGCGUGACUAUCACCAACAACAUGUUGUGCUCUGGCUGGAACGGCGGUGGUCGUGACCAGUGCCAGGGAGACUCCGGCGGUCCUCUCUACCACAACGGCAUCGUUGUUGGAGUCUGCUCCUUCGGUAUUGGAUGCGGUCUCGCUAACUUCCCUGGUGUGAACGCUCGCGUAUCUCAAUACACCUCCUGGAUCAACAGCAACGCCUAAGAAGUGUAAUAAGGAAAUUAUAUCGUUGAUGAUUUUAUGA